Penaeus chinensis is the source of this 1406-nucleotide messenger RNA. RefSeq names its product heparan sulfate 2-O-sulfotransferase 1-like. Gene Ontology annotation, cellular component: membrane. The transcript is spliced from 11 exons. The record is from RefSeq and is a predicted model, not a curated record. Bases 176 to 1237 code for a protein of 353 amino acids. Lineage: Eukaryota; Metazoa; Arthropoda; Malacostraca; Decapoda; Penaeidae. Gene Ontology annotation, molecular function: heparan sulfate 2-sulfotransferase activity.
AGACGAGACCUCAUUCAUAAUACGCCAAGAUCUGAAGCUGAGUUUGUGAUGGAAAGUUACUGAAUGAAAAAUGUUCAAUGAAUGAGGAUCUUUAUGGACGUAAGUCUCAUAUCACUAUCUAACAUUUUGUGUUUUGCCAACAUCUGAAGUUAUACUUUUCUUCUUGUAAAGCAUUAUGAACAGCCCAAGAAUGAAGAGCUCACGUCUUGUACUGUUUUUGGCUGGAGCAAGUGUCAUACUGAUGUUGAUGUAUAUUCACCUUGUAAGGGAGGUGUCAGAAUUACAGAGCAGUAUUCAGUCCUACCGUGCUUUUGGUUCUCUUGGACUAGGGGGCUCUCCAAAUGGAAAUAAUGUGCUAGACCCAAACAGUCUGGUGAUCAUCUACAACCGUGUGCCAAAGACCGGCUCAACGUCUUUCAUUGGGCUGGCUUAUGACUUGUGCUCGAGAAACAAGUUCAACGUCAUUCACAUGAACACAUCAAAGAAUGCUCCAACUUUAUCAUUAACAGAUCAGAUGCGGUUUGUGUACAACAUAUCAAAUUGGGUAGAGAAAAAGCCGGGGAUUUAUCAUGGCCACAUUGCGUACCUGGAUUUUAAUAGGUUUGGUGUGAGUAGACAGCCGCUGUACAUCAAUAUCAUCAGAAAGCCUUUGGAUCGCCUUGUCUCAUACUAUUACUUUGUUCGGUAUGGGGAUGAUCUGCGGCCAUAUCUCAUACGUAAAAGGAUGGGUGAUAAAAUGACCUUGGAUGAAUGUGUUGCAAAGGAUCAUCCAGACUGCUCGAUGAACCACUUGUGGCUGCAGGUCCCCUUCUUCUGUGGUCACCAUUCAGAUUGCUGGGUUCCAGGUUCAGCUUGGGCCCUUGAGCAAGCAAAGCAUAACCUGGUCCACAAUUAUUUCCUUGUUGGAGUCACAGAGGAACUUAAAGAUUUUGUUGCCAUGCUGGAAUACUCACUCCCGCAGAUGUUCAAAGGGGCUCUUGAUUUGUAUAUCACAGGUUCCAAAUCGCAUUUAAGAAAAACAGUGAAAAAGAUCAUGCCCUCAGAAGAGACAAUUGCAAAGCUGCAGAAUACAAAGGUCUGGCGACUAGAGAAUGACUUUUACAACUUUGCCCUUGAUCAUUUCCAUUUCCUGAAAAAGAAGACCCUAUAUGAGGAGGAAGGUAGUGGCCGCCUGCUGGACAGAGGCCAGAAGUUUUCCUAUGAGAAAAUUAAACCCAAGAAACCCCUAGGUUCUUGAGGUUAGAUCUGAUUUGUCUUACACGUGUCAUCCUCACGUUGCAGAAGUGUAUGACUCCAUUGUUGUUAGUGCCAAGUACCCUCACACACUUUGAAGUGCCUGUUCAGGAUAACCUGAUGCUUAGCUUUCCUUGAUCUUGUUGAGAAAUAAAUUGGUAGUUUAUUGAUUA